Messenger RNA from Vicugna pacos (alpaca), 1593 nucleotides. It is a transcript of the gene PAOX, whose product is annotated as polyamine oxidase. The record is from RefSeq and is a predicted model, not a curated record. Gene Ontology annotation, molecular function: polyamine oxidase activity. Gene Ontology annotation, biological process: spermidine catabolic process. NCBI's taxonomy places the organism in Eukaryota, Metazoa, Chordata, Mammalia, Artiodactyla, Camelidae.
GCGGCGCAGAGGCUCUCUCGCCACCCGGCCUUCUCGCACCUGCGGGUUCUGGAGGCCACAGCCCGCGCCGGUGGCCGCAUCCGUUCGGAGAGCAGCUUCGGUGGUGUGGUGGAGGUUGGUGCUCACUGGAUCCAUGGCCCCUCCCAGGGCAACCCCGUCUUCCAGCUGGCUGCUGAGUUUGGGCUGCUGGGCAAGAAGGAGCUGUCAGAGGAGAACCAGCUGAUCGAGACCGGAGGUCACGUGGGCCUGCCCUCUGUGACCUACACCAGCUCGGGGGGAAGUGUGAGCCCUGAGCUGGUGGCGGAGAUGGCCGGUCUGUUCUAUGGUCUCAUAGACCAGACCAGGGAGUUCCUGCACGCGACCGAGAACCCCGUGCCCAGCGUUGGGGAGUUCCUCAAAAAGAGGAUCCAUCAGCACAUGGCCUGCUGGACAGAGGACGAGAAGACUAAGAAGCUCAAGCUGGCCAUCCUGAACAGCCUGUUCAACCUGGAGUGCUGCGUGAGUGGUACGCACAGCAUGGACCUUGUGGCCCUCGCGCCUUUCGGGGAGUACACUGUGCUGCCAGGGCUGGACUGCACCUUUGCUGGGGGCUACCAGGGGCUCACGAGCCGCAUGAUGGCCUCCUUGCCCGAGGAUGUGAUGGUUUUUAACAAGCCUGUGAAGACUGUUCACUGGAAUGGGUCCUUCCAGGAAGCCUCUGCUCCUGGGGAGACGUUUCCAGUGCUGGUGGAGUGUGAGGAUGGAGACUGCUUCCCGGCACAUCAUGUUGUUGUCACCGUGCCCUUAGGUUUUCUGAAGGAGCAUCUGGACACCUUCUUUGAGCCUCCGCUGCCCAGUGAGAAGGCAGAAGCCACCAGGAAAAUAGGCUUUGGGACCAACAAUAAAAUCUUUCUGGAGUUUGAGGAACCCUUCUGGCAGCCGGACUGCCAGUACAUCCAGCUGGUGUGGGAGGACACGUCGCCCCUGGAGGAUGCCACCCUCAAGCUGCAGGACGCCUGGUUCAAGAAACUUAUUGGCUUUUUGGUCCUGCCUGCCUUCAAGUCUGCCCACGUGCUCUGCGGCUUCAUUGCUGGGCUGGAGUCUGAGUUCAUGGAGACACUGUCGGAUGAAGACGUGCUCUUGUCUCUGACCCAGGUGCUUCGCCGGGUGACAGGGAACCCGCAGCUCCCCGCACCCAGGAGUGUGCUGAGGUCGCGCUGGCACAGUGCCCCGUACACCAGGGGCUCCUACAGCUAUGUGGCCGUGGGCAGCUCCGGGGACGACAUUGACCUGCUAGCUCAGCCCCUCCCUGCAGACGGCAAGGAGGCCCAGCCCCAGGUGCUGUUUGCGGGAGAAGCCACACACCGGACGUUUUACUCCACCACGCACGGGGCUCUGCUGUCCGGCUGGAGAGAGGCUGACCGGCUCAUUGCUUUGCAGGACCCGCAUGCCCAGCAGCCCGGACCCAGGCUGUGAGCCCCCUGCUCACUCUGAGCCCAGCUCUGCCACUCCGGAGCUGGGGGUCCUUUCCUCUGAUGGACGACGUUCAGUCUGGCUCGAGACUGCAGAUGUUAGUGUCACUGGGGGUCAGCUGUCUCAUUUCUCAAGUCGCUG